Messenger RNA from Acanthosepion pharaonis, 1827 nucleotides. The record is from the annotation of a GenBank genome assembly. NCBI's taxonomy places the organism in Eukaryota, Metazoa, Mollusca, Cephalopoda, Sepiida, Sepiidae.
AUGUCUAUAAAUACAUCCCUCUCUAUCUCUCUCACACUCAUUCACUCUCUCUAUCUCUCUCACACUCAUUCACUCUCUCUAUCUCUCUCACACUCAUUCACUCUCUCUCUCUCUCUCUCUCUCUCUCUCUCUCGGUUAAUGUUAUCACCUCCUCUGUUUUCAUUUUACUUUUCUUUCUUUAUUUUCUUCUCUCCUACUUUCUUUCCUUUUUUCUUUCCGUCUUUUCUUUCUUUCCUUCCUUCCGUCUUUCUUUCCUUCUUUCUUUCCUUCUUUCCUUCCUUCCGUCUUUCUUUCCUUCUUUCUUUCUUUCUUUCAUUCCUUCCAUCUUUCUUUUCUUCAUUCUUUCUUUCUUUCCAUCCAUCCUUCUUUCUUUCCUUCUUUCUUUCUCUCGUUUCUUCUUUCUUUCUUUCCUUCUUUCUUUCCUUCCUUCUUCCCUUCCUUUUUUCUUUCCUUCUUUCUUUCUUUCUUUCUUUCCUUCUUUCUUUCUUUCUUUCUUACCAUCUUUCUUUCUUUCUUUCUUUCUUUCUUUCUAUCUUUCCUUCCUUCCUUCUUUCUUUCCUUCUUUCUUUCCUUCGUUCUUUCGAAGGGGGUCAUGUUAUUAUCUAUCUAUCUAUCUAUCUAUCUAUCUAUCUAUGUUCAUUAUCUAUCUAUCUCUUUCUGUUCAUUAUCUAUCUAUCUAUUUACCUAUCUCCUUCUGUUCAUUAUCUUUCUUUCUUUCAUUCUAUCUAUCUAUCUAUCUAUCUAUCUAUCUAUCCAUCUAUCUAUUCAUCUAUCUAUCUCUGUUCUAUCUAUCUUAUUCUGUUCAUUAUCAUUCAUCUAUCUAUCUAUCUAUCCAACUUAUUCUGUUCAUUAUCUAUCCAUUCAUUAUCUAUCUAUCUAUCUUAUUCUGUUCAUUCUAUCUAUCUAUCUAUCUAUCUAUCUAUCUAUCUAUCUAUCUAUCUCAUCUAUCCAUCUAUCAUCUAUCUAUCUAUCUAUCUUCUGUUCAUUAUCUAUUCUAUUCAUUCAUCUAUCUAUCUAUCUAUCUAUCUUAUUCUGUUCAUUAUCUAUCUAUCUAUCUAUCUAUCUAUCUAUCUAUCUAUCUAUCUAUCUAUCUUCUAUCUUCUGUUCAUUAUCUAUCUAUCAUCUAUCUAUCCAUCUAUCUAUCUAUCUAUCUAUCUAUCUCAGUCUGUUCAUUAUCUAUCUAUCUAUCUAUCUAUCUAUCUAUCUACUUAUUCUGUUCAUUAUCUAUCUAUCUAUCUAUCUAUCUAUUCUGUUCAUUAUCUAUCUAUUAUCUAUCUAUCUAUCUAUCAUAUUCUGUUUAUUAUCUAUUCUAUCUAUCUAUCUAUCUUAUUCUGUUCUUAUCUAUCUAUUAUCUAUCUUAUUCUCAUAUUAUCUAUGAAAAUUUAUCUUAUUCUGUUUUUAUCUAUCUAUCUAUCUAUCUCUCUCUCUCUCUCUCUCUCUCUCUCUCUCUCUCUUAUCUAUCUAUCUUUAUCUAUCCAACUUAUUCUUUUUUAUCCAUCUAUUCCUUGCCCUCUAUUACAAGAGGCCUAUCUAUCUAAUUCUGUUCAUAUACAACAAAUCAUUUUUCAACAUUUCAUCCUAUCUAUCCUUCAUUAUCUAUUGAUCCAUUCUCUUAUCUAUCGUCCGUAUACUGUUCAUUAUCUGUACACGAAGCAAAUCUAUCUAUCUAUCUCCAUCUAUCUAUUAUUCUAUUCGAUUAUCUAUCUAUCUAAGAGAAAAGAAACACGCCCAUUUAUCCUGUUCUUAUCUAAAACGACCCUGCAUUCUAUCUAUAUCUAUCUAGAUGAAAUCUAUCUAUUGUUCAUCAUCUCUUAUCUAUCUAAAUAG